Oxyura jamaicensis (ruddy duck) is the source of this 1455-nucleotide messenger RNA. RefSeq names its product PBX homeobox 1 (gene PBX1). Lineage: Eukaryota; Metazoa; Chordata; Aves; Anseriformes; Anatidae. Gene Ontology annotation, biological process: regulation of transcription by RNA polymerase II; eye development; neuron development. Gene Ontology annotation, cellular component: nucleus. Gene Ontology annotation, molecular function: DNA-binding transcription factor activity, RNA polymerase II-specific; RNA polymerase II cis-regulatory region sequence-specific DNA binding. The transcript is spliced from 8 exons. The record is from RefSeq and is a predicted model, not a curated record. The coding region runs from base 81 to 1172 and encodes 363 amino acids.
UGGCCAGACAAUGUGGCUGUGGUGGUCCCCAGCUGCUCCUGGUGCUGGCAUGGGUGACGGUCACGGGGUGGCCGUGCUCGAUGCGUGGUGUUCCCCUCCAUGGCGAGCUCGGGAGCGUUUUGCAACAGUGCAAACGGGGACAAGUGCUGAGCAUCCGGGGAGCGCAGGAAGAGGAGCCCACGGACCCGCAGCUGAUGCGGUUAGACAACAUGCUGCUGGCCGAGGGGGUGGCGGGCCCCGAAAAAGGAGGAGGCUCGGCCGCCGCCGCCGCCGCCGCCGCGGCAUCAGGAGGAGCCGGCUCUGACAACUCGGUGGAGCACUCCGAUUACAGAGCCAAACUCUCCCAGAUCCGGCAGAUCUACCACACGGAGCUGGAGAAGUACGAGCAGGCCUGCAACGAGUUCACCACCCACGUGAUGAACCUGCUGCGCGAGCAGAGCCGGACCCGACCCAUCUCGCCGAAGGAGAUCGAGCGGAUGGUGAGCAUCAUCCACCGCAAGUUCAGCUCCAUCCAGAUGCAGUUGAAGCAAAGCACGUGUGAAGCCGUCAUGAUCUUGCGCUCCCGAUUUCUGGACGCACGGCGGAAGAGACGAAACUUCAACAAGCAGGCUACGGAAAUCCUGAAUGAGUAUUUCUAUUCCCAUCUCAGCAACCCUUACCCCAGUGAGGAAGCCAAAGAAGAGCUAGCCAAGAAAUGCGGCAUCACAGUCUCACAGGUAUCAAACUGGUUUGGAAAUAAGAGAAUCCGGUACAAGAAGAACAUAGGUAAAUUUCAAGAGGAAGCCAAUAUUUAUGCUGCCAAAACGGCUGUCACGGCUACCAAUGUGUCAGCCCAUGGAAGCCAGGCUAACUCACCCUCAACUCCCAAUUCAGCUGGUUCUUCCAGUUCUUUUAACAUGUCAAACUCUGGAGAUUUGUUCAUGAGCGUGCAGUCUCUCAAUGGGGAUUCUUACCAAGGGGCCCAGGUUGGAGCCAACGUGCAGUCACAGGUGGAUACCCUUCGCCAUGUUAUCAGCCAGACAGGAGGAUACAGUGACGGACUCGCAGCAAGUCAGAUGUAUAGUCCGCAGGGCAUCAGUGCUAAUGGAGGUUGGCAAGACGCUACUACCCCGUCGUCGGUGACCUCCCCCACAGAAGGCCCUGGCAGCGUUCACUCUGAUACCUCCAACUGAUCUCCCAGCAAAUUGCAUCCCUGGCUGAGCCGGCCCCGGCGGGGGCGGGAGGGGAGGGGGCCUCUCCUAACACCGCAGCAGUCAGACUGGAGGUGAAACCAAUCAGCACACACAAGAAGACUCCUUCUCUUCUCUUCUCUUCGUCGGGAUGCUUUUUUCAGCCAAUCUGGACACUUCUUUAUACUCUCUUCCCUUUCUUUUCUGGGUAGAAGCCGCUCUCCCCCCGCCCCUUGCCACCGCCACAACACCCCCCCCCCCCCCCCCCCCCCCCCACCUACGUCUU